Messenger RNA from Spea bombifrons (plains spadefoot toad), 9981 nucleotides. RefSeq lists its product as uncharacterized. The coding region runs from base 1 to 9717 and encodes 3238 amino acids. Gene Ontology annotation, molecular function: protein binding. The record is from RefSeq and is a predicted model, not a curated record. The transcript has 40 exons. Lineage: Eukaryota; Metazoa; Chordata; Amphibia; Anura; Pelobatidae.
AUGGUGCCCGUUGUGGACCUUGAUAUUGUCCGGGUUUCAUCUGGUCAGAGAGACCUUCAGAUCACUAGUGUGACAAGCCCCGCGUCCGCUCAACUUCUGAUCUCAUGGAACUCAACCUCCAGCCUUGUGUCCUACUUCAUGCUCGAGCUCCGGGUUGUAAAUAAUACCUCUAUUGCACCCAUCACUGCAUUUAUCAGCCUGUCUUCAAGGUCCAGACUCAUGCAGGGUUUACGUGCAGGGACUUAUUACCACGUAACCCUUAGAUCAUACGCAGCUAAUGGUGCUGUGCUUUCAACGGUCUGGGUGCAAUCACAGACAGUGCCUGCAACCCCACAGAUAACAACUACAAAUGGGAUCUCCAGCUCUGAAGUUAUGGUGUCAUGGACUUCCCAGGCUGGGGUGGAUUACUACUUUCUGAUGUUGACCCUCGGAACUGAGACAGUUAAUCGGACAGUCACGGCCCUGAACUGCAAUGUGGCGGGACUGCAGCCGUCAUCGCUUUACAACGUCGCAUUGUAUGCUGUGAAUUCUGCAGGCCCCAGUGCAGUCAGCAGACGCAUGACUGUCCUCACAUUGACACCCCCACCCACGGCUAUCACUGUAACGCCGCUUACAAGCUACUCAGUGAUGUUAACAUGGUUGAGCGUCGAGAAGGCAUUGAUGUAUGGAAUCUUCAUCUACGAAGAUGGGCCAGACCCUCAACUCACAGUUAUCCGGAAGACCACGUCUACCUCAAUCACCCUGGAAAAUCUGCACCCAUGCACUAAAUAUAUUUUUGGACUGACAUCAUAUAAUUGGUUUUACGUAUCUGGGGAAGAGAAUCGAGUACUACACAAAACUGGAAAUUUGGAUUCCCCAGAAGAUAUCACCAUCCAGUACUCCAGUAAUAUGGGCAAAGUGUUUUUAACCUGGAAGUCAAGUAUAGGUGCCUCUCUAUAUGUGGCCAGUGCUAAAUCCAAGAAUGGUCAUGAGGUCAUGUGCAACACUUCUUCAACCACCUGUGAGAUCCAGGGUUUUCUGUGUGAGCAAAAAUACACAGUCCACGUCAUCGCACAAAGUGCAAGCUGUAGCAGCAACAGUAGCAAUAUACUGACUUUGGAAACAGCUCCAUGUGCCCCAGAGAAUGUUACUAUCAUUCGUGACUGUCAAAUAAACACUGUGCGCCUCCACUGGAAUCCCAUCAUUGACGCCAUCAAAUACACCGCCCUUGCCCUAGCACCGGACGGCAGCAUUGAGCAGUGCACCAACCGAGAAACCCACUGCUUCUUCUUAAACCUGCCAUGUGGGACAGAUUAUGAGAUGAGUGUGUAUGCUUUCAAUGGGAAAAUCAAUGGUUCUAGCAGCCAGCCAAUCAAAAUGAGGACAGCACCAUGUGACCCCAAAAAUGUGGAAGCCAUCUCCAAAUGCAAUGACAAUACCUUGAGUGUGUCAUGGAACCAGUCGGUGGGAGCUAUCUCCUAUGUAGCAAGUGCUUUGGGGAGCAGUGGUGUUUCCUACAACUGCUCAUCUGAAGGCACCAGUUGCCUGAUAAGUGGCCUUCAGUGUGGAGAAAGUAUCUCUGUUUCUGUUAUCGCGUAUGACAACGAUUGCCCAAGUGGUAUAAGUGAGCAAAAGGAAAUAGCCACAGGUCCCUGUACACCCAAAAAUAUCUCCGCCAUGACUGACUGUCAGACCCAUUCCACCCUCAUCCAGUGGCAAAACAGCGAAGGGGCAAUUUCUUAUGUUGCAUAUGCAAAUUCCAACAAAGGCUCAGAAUAUACCUGCAAGUCCUUUGAUCAGAGCUGUACAAUCACUGAUUUACCAUGCGGGGAAACGUUCUCGGUGUUUGUAACUGCAUCUAACUACGAGUGUGAAAGUCCAUCUAGUCGUAUUGUGGAGAUUAAAACAGCGCCAUGUAUUCCCAGAAAAAUUGAAAAUGAACUAAGGUGCGAUCAGAACACAGUCUUUGUUAAAUGGCUUGAGGAUUUUGGAAAUCUGACAUUCAAAGCAACAGCUGAGCAAAAGGGUGCUGGAUUUUACAACUGUACAACCCAAGGAUAUGAUUGUGAAAUCAAGAACAUUAACUGUGGACAACUUUACUCUGUAUCUGUGCAGGCAGAUAAUGGUCAAUGUAUAUCUUCCACCAACUGGACAACACCAUUUUACUCAGCUCCAUGCAGACCAACACAACUGGCUGUCAACACCAUCUGUGCUAAUGGCAGUGUGGAGAUAUCAUGGGUCAAAAGUCAGGGACUGGGAGUAGAGCUGUAUGUAGCUGUGAUGAACAGUUUGGGAGGACAGCAUCUGAUGUGCCAGUCAACAUCUGAGUCGUGCAUUAUCCAGGAAACACAAUGUGGAGAAGCGUAUACAGCCACAGUCACAGCUGUUAAUAGCAACUGUCAAACGGUCUCCAGUACACUAUACGUAGACCCAGUACCCUGUUCUCCAAUGGAUUUGGCAGUCCAUGUUGCACCUAAUGUUGUUGGCUUAUCCUGGAUGGACAUGCCGGGGGCCAUAAAUUACACCACAGAGGUAACUGGGAAUGGUGGAGAUAAGCAUUUGUGUCACACAUCCAAUACUACAUGUUUAAUGACAGACCUCAUGUGCGGGCACCAGUACAACAUGUCAGUGACAGCCGUCGGAAAAUGGUGCAGCAGCAAGGCUAGUUCUACUAAAUUUCAAACAGCUCCUUGCAUUCCCCAAAAUGUGUCCAGAUAUUUGGAUUGUAUCACAAAUGUUGUAACUGUUUCAUGGGACAGGAGCCAGGGGGCUGAUAACUACAUAUCGGAAGCAAUUGGUUUAAAUGGGAAGCAUCACACUUGUAAUACCACUGGCACAUCAUGUAUCUUCAGUGACUUAGUAUGUGGACGAGUAUAUUCACUAACUGUAUCAGCAACAAAUGGCAACCUCAGAAGUGAGCCCAGCCAACUCGUACAAUUCCACACUGUUCCCUGCCAGCCGCAGAAUGUGACGGCACAAGUGAACUGCAGGAGCUCAGCUGCCUACCUGAGCUGGAACAAAGCAGAUGGGGCACUGAGAUAUACAACUACCUUAUCAUCACCUGGAGAAGAACACUCAGUGUGUAAUAGCACUGAGUUGGGCUGCGAGGUCGUUGGUCUCCAGUGUGGAAAGACUUACAAUGUGACGGUCAAAGCAUUUAACAAUCAGUGCGAAAGCAAACCGAGCUUUCCUGCAGAGCUAUACACAGUUCCAUGCUCUCCAAUGAAUCUGGCAGCUCAAGUCAGUUCUAAUCAUGUGUCUUUGUCCUGGAUGGAUGCACAUGGGGCCCUAAAUUACACAACAGACAUCACAGGAGAAGAUGGAGAGAAGCAUACAUCCCAAACUUCAAACAUCACAUAUUUAAUAACAGAACUCAUGUGUGGACAUCAAUACAAUGCAUCAGUAACAGCCUUUGGAUACUGGUGUCAGAGUGACGUUAGUUCAAGUCAUGAAUUUCAAACAGCUCCUUGCACCCCCCAAAAUGUGACCACCAGUUUGGACUGUGUUAAUAACACUGCAACGGUUUCUUGGAACAACGUUCUUGGAGCAACCAAUUAUACUGCAGUCGUAACUGGGAAAGAUGGGGAGCUCCAUGUGUGCAAUUCAACAAACACCCUGUGUGACUUUGUCAGCCUUACAUGCGGGAGGACUUACUUGGUAACUGUAGCAGCAACCAAUGGAAUGAGCCAUAGUGAUCCCAGUGUUCCUGUAGAAUUACAAAUGGCUCCCUGUAUAACAGAAAAUGUAUCCCCUAUGGUUGACUGCAAGGACAAUAGCGCAGCUCUUUCCUGGAGCGGGACACUGGGGGCUGAGAAUUACACAGCGGUGGUGGUGGGGCCUGACAAUAAGGAGCACACUUGCCACACUGCUAACACUAGCUGUCACAUCCCGGCUUUGAGAUGUGGUGUCACAUACAAGGUCACUGUCAUGGCAUUUAAUUCUCAGUGUCAAGGAAAGAACAGCACUGCUAUACCAUUUAUCACAGCCCCUUGUGCUCCUACCAGUUUCCAUGCUGAAACAGACUGUGUUGAAGGCUCUGUGACCCUCUCCUGGCAGCAGGUGCCUGGCGCUGAAUAUUAUAUGGGCUAUCUCAUGGGAUCUGGUGGUCUAAAUCGGACUUGCAGUCCAACACAACCAAACUGCACAAUCUCCAACCUACCAUGUGGACAGGAUUACACAGUGGCUCUUUCAGCUGCCAACAGUCAAUGCAGAGGACCAAUGAGCCAAAGCAUUAGGGUCUUGACUGCCCCUUGCAUUCCUUUGAACGUGAACACAUUUCUAGACUGUAUGGAUAACUCAGCAUUGAUAACCUGGAACCAGGCCCGUGGAGCUGUCAAUUAUACAUCGUCGGUGACAGGACUGCAUGGAGAGAAAUAUAACUGCAGCAGUCACGAUACAUCAUGCUGGAUGCGGGACCUCCCAUGCGGGGAAACCUUUGCAGUGAUGGUUACAGCCCAGAAUGACAUGUGCACCAGUGCAGAAAAUAGUCUGAGGAUCCUCCAGACAUGUCCCUGUGUGCCCCAGAAUCUAACUAUUAUUUCUGCCUGUGGCUCCAACAUGGUGACACUACAGUGGGUGGCAUCUCCAGGAGCAAUGUUUUAUAUGGGCACCAUGACAUCAUCCAAAGAGGACAUUUAUGUUUGCAACACAACAGAUACAGCCUGUAAUAUAAAUGGAAUAAAGUGUGGCGAGACGUACAAUGUGUCGCUUACAGUGUUCAACAACCAACUAGCCAGUGUCAGCCUCGAACACCAAAUAUUUCAGACAGCCCCGUGUGUCCCCACAAAUAUCAUGGCAGAGCUACAAUGUGGUACUGAUUUAGCAUUGGUAAGGUGGGAUUCGGCCCUUGGAGCGACAAUGUAUACUGUGGUCGUGACUGGUAUAAAUGGCUGGAAUAAAAUAUGUACCACACCCAACAUCACCUGCGAGAUCACGGGCCUAGAAUGUGGUCAAAUAUAUGGCAUAGACCUCACCGCAUAUAAUUCCCAAUGCAGCAGUGUGGCUAGUCCAGUGGAAUUCCAUACAGAACCCUGUGUGCCACAAAACAUGAAGGCUGAGGUACUUUGUGGAAUGAAUAUGGCAGCAAUAUCUUGGAACAGACCACCUGGAGCUUUAAAUUACACAGCUGUGGUUCGGGGACCUCAUGGACAAGAGCAUUCCUGCAGUACAAAUGAAUCAACGUGUAGUAUUGGCAUGCUGACCUGUGGUCAGCGCUACAAUGUUACAGUCACAGCCUUUGGAGAUCAGUGCACAACUGAGAGUAGAACCUCAGAGUUUCACAGCAGUCCUUGCACACCAACAAAUGUGUCAACACAGAUUCAUUGCGAGGACAACACAGCAACAGUAACUUGGAACCCAAGUUCCGGAGCAGAAAGUUAUAUUUCCAGAAUUACCACAGUCAAUGAAGAGGAGUAUUCCUGUAAUUCUACAGGAAGCAGCUGUGAUGUCAAUGCCAUGUUGUGUGGCCACACAUACACCGUUACCGUCACUGCAGUUAAUGCUCAGUGUACCAGUGAACCCAGUGCCCCAGCUCAGCUGAAGACUGGUCCAUGUGUCCCUCAAAUAUUAGACACAUUACCCCUAUGUGUCACGGACUUCCUCACUCUGUCAUGGGGUGAGACAUCUGGAGCAGAACGUUACGUGGGAAUCUUAAUGGAAAGCAGUGGGAAUGCUUUAACCUGUAACACCACUGAUGGAAGCUGUGAUAUCAGAGCCAUAGAGUGUGGACGGACUUAUACUGCAUCUGUAGCGGCAUUUAAUGACCAGUGCAGCAGUGGGAACAGCUCAUUUGUCACGGUCAAAGCAGCUCCAUGUGUCCCCACUGAUCUCAGUGGCUCGGUGACAUGUGACACCCAUUCUGUGACCUUGUCUUGGGAUUCUGCCCGUGGUGCAGAUAUAUACACCAUUAUCGCUCAAAAUGGAGAGCAUGAGAGCUUGUGUGUUACUUCAAAUACAUCUUGCAAUUUUACUGAUCUGCUGUGUGACGAGGACUAUGAAUUCACAAUAAUUAGCUCUUCUGAGAGCUGCAACAGCACUGGGAACAAAUCUAUCCAUCUGGAAACAAUUCCCUGUGCUCCCCAAAUCCUUGAUGUCUAUACGAUGUGUGGGAAUAAUUCUGGGUUUGUACAAUGGGAUAAGAGCCAAAAUGCCAGAUCAUACAUGGUCAGUGCAAACAGCUUUGAUACUACCCUGUCAUGCAACACAUUUGACACGUCCUGUGAGCUCCAGAACUUGAACUGUGGGGAGAAUUACACUGUGACAGUAUUUGCAGAGGAUGGCAUCUGCCAGGGACCUGGUAGUACAGAUGUCACCUUUCAAUCAGCACCGUGUGUUCCUACAAACAUCAGGGUAGAACUAGAGUGUGGGACUGACUUGGGGUCCUUGUGGUGGGAUUCUGCACUUGGAGCAACAAUGUAUUCUGCAGUUGUUACCGGGGCAAAUGGAUGGAACAUAACGUGUACCUCCCAGACCACAACCUGUGACAUCAGUGGCCUUGAGUGUGGGCAGACAUACAGUGUACUGCUCACUGCAUCCAAUUUUCAUUGUAGCAGUGUGGCAAGUCCAGUGGAAUUCUACACAGAACCCUGUGUGCCACAAAACGUGAUGGCUGUGGUCCUUUGCGGAACAAAUAUGACAGCAUUAUCAUGGGACAGAUCAUCUGGAGCUCUGAAUUACACAGCAGUGGUUAGAGGAUCUCAUGGAGAAGACUAUGCCUGCACUACAUUUGAAUCAACUUGUAGUAUUGAGAUGCUAGCCUGUGGUCAGAUUUACAAUGUUACAGUCACAGCAUUUGGAGAUCAGUGUAAAACUGAAAGUGCAUAUCUAGUGUUUCACAGCAGAUCAAAGCUUCCCUCUUUCAAAGGUCCCUGUACACCCACAAAUGUAUCAGCUCAGAUCAAUUGUGAGAACAAUACUGCCGCCGUGAGUUGGAACCCAAGUUCUGGAGCCCAGAGUUAUAUUUCAAGAGUUUUCUGGGUCAAUGAAGAGCCAUUUUCCUGCAAUUCCACUGGGAGCACCUGCGAUGUCAGUGCCUUGCCGUGUGGUCACACAUUUGCCAUCACUGUCACUGCAGUUAAUGAUCAGUGCACCAGUGAACCCAGUGCUCCAGUCCAGCUGCAGACUGGACCAUGUGUUCCCCAGAUCUUAGACACAUUACCAAGAUGUGCCAGGGAUUUCAUUAGCCUAUCAUGGGGUGAGACAUAUGGAGCAGAACAUUACGUGGGAACCUUAAUGGCAAGCAGUGGGAAUGCUUUAACCUGUAACACCACUGAUGGAAGCUGUGAUAUCAGAGCCAUAGAGUGUGGACGGACUUAUACUGCAUCUGUAGCGGCAUUUAAUGACCAGUGCAGCAGUGGGAACAGCUCAUCUGUCAUGAUCAAAACAGCUCCAUGUGUCCCCACUGAUCUCAGUGGCUCGGUGACAUGUGAUACCCAUUCUGUGACCUUGUCUUGGGAUUCUGCCCGUGGUGCAGAUAUUUACACCGUCACUGCUCAUAAUGGAGAGCAUGAGAGCUUGUGUGUUACUUCAAAUACAUCUUGCAAUUUUACUGACCUGCUGUGUGACGAGGACUAUGAAUUCACAAUAAGUAGCUCUUCUGAGAGCUGCAACAGCACUGGGAACAAAUCUAUCCAUUUUAAGACAAUUCCCUGUGCUCCCCAAAUACUUGAUGCCUAUGCAGCAUGCGAGAACAAUUCUGGGUUGGUAGAUUGGCACAAAAGUAAAAAUGCAAGAUCGUACCUAGUCAAUGCACAUGGCUUUAAUAGCUUCCGAACCUGCAAUACAUCUGACACGUCCUGUGAGCUCCAUAACCUGGAAUGCGGGCAGAAUUACACAGUGACAGUUUGGGCAGAGGAUGGAACCUGCAGGGGACCUGGCAGUACUCAGGUGACAUUCAAAUCUGUUCCAUGCAUUCCCCAGAAUGUUGUCUCCACUGUGAUAUGUGGUGAUAACGCAUUGUUAGUGUCCUGGAACAGCAGUUCUGGAGCCACUGGCUAUACUGCUACAGCUACUGGAAGACAUGGUCAUCUUCUCACAGUAAACACUUUUGAGACCAGUUGUAUGUUGCCCAUGCUGGAAUGUGGAGAAGUUUAUACCCUGACUGUCUUGGCCACGCAUGACGAUUGUAAAAGCACAGAAAGCUCUGAGGUGGAAUUUGUGUCAGCUCCUUGCAGCCCUCAGCACCUUACGGCUACACCUCAGUGUCACUUAAUGGGAGCAUCUGCUUUCUGGGAAUCAAGUAAGGGAGCAAAAUCGUAUGUCACAGAAUUUAUUGGACCGGAGGGGAACAGAACUACCUGCAACACAAAUGACACAUCAUGUUCAGUGUCUGGGCUUGGGUGUGGCCAAGUUUACGAUGUCACUGUGACAGCCUUUGAUGACAACUGCCACAGCUUAACCACGAAUAUUACUCAGAUGGCAUCAGCACCUUGUGCCCCCACUGAAGCCAUGGCUGAGAUAGACUGCACCGGCCACAGUAUCAAUGUCACCUGGACCCCCAGCACCGGUGCUGAAUCCUACACAGUCGUUGCCUUGGGAAAUGAUGGCCAAACAGUCUACUGCAACACAACAAUGAACUCAUGUAACAUUACAAACCUGCUCUGUGGAUACAGCUACUCAGUCUCCAUUAUAGCUAACAACAAGGACUGCAGCAGUGAAAUGCAUAGUGUGGGAGUUUUUGACACAGUCCCAUGUACACCAGAUAAUGUUUUGGCGAACAUUGACUGCGUGACAAAUGAAGCUCUGGUCUCCUGGCAGGAAAAUAAUUAUCGACAAACUUUCUAUACAGCGAUUGCCCGUGAUAUUUCAGGCAAUGAACUAUCCUGCUCUACUCUUUCUUCAUCCUGCCGAAUUUCUGAUUUGGGGUGUGGACAAGAAUAUUUCUUUGAGGUAACUGCAGGGAACCGGCAUUGUCAUUCACGACGGAGUGAAGUCUACAAAUUGAAGACAGCUCCUUGUGUUCCUGAAAAGACUAAAGUACUCAUGGACUGCAAAAAUAGUUCUGCCACACUCUUGUGGGAAGCAAGCAGGGGAGCUCUCUCUUAUCUGGCAAGCGUGUAUAAAGAUGAAAACCUUGUACACUCAUGCGACACGGAGCAGACUCUGUGCACGGCCCACAAACUAAACUGUGGAAGUACAUAUAUGUUUUCAGUAUUGGCUACAGAUGUGAAAUGUAACAGCUCCACCACCGCACCCAUCUUGUCUGGUUUAGUACCCUGUCCUCCUGACCAAGUGGAGACUUCAAUCUACCAUGGCACUGUAAAGCCUCAAGAAGUGGAGGUAUCUUGGAACGAAAGUCACUGUGGAGUAGAUUAUAUGGCUGCAGUCCAAGGGGAAAUAGCAAAUGAUCCAAACUCUUUAUUCAUCUUGAACUCUUACUGGACUUCUUACAUGGACUUCUACAUCCCAGUUCCCUGCAGUUCUUCUUACAAUGUCACAGUUACUGCUAGGAACUCAGCUGGAAUGAGCUUUCCAAGUGAUCCUGUUGAAGGUUACACAGCACCAUGUUCACCAUCUGUGAAGUCUCUGGAAGUAAUUAAUGGGAAAAUGUUUAUUUCCUGGGAAGAUCCAUCACAUACAGAAGAGUACAUAGUGUUGGAUGUGGCUAGCGAUGACAUUCUCUGCAGAACAACAAGCCUGUCCUGUGAGGUUCCCAUCACAUCUAGUACCCUACACCUUAUUGCAGUAAAUGAGGCUGGAGAAAGUGAGCCUUCUGUCCUUUCAACUGUGCUUGAAAACUAAUGAGUGGGACAUACCUUAUGUCUACAUGCUGAAAUAAAGCGGUUUUCACCAUUUUGUCAAGAGCACUUCCAACAUUAUAAUCUGUUAGCUGACACCACUGCCUAGUUUGCACACACUUCAUAAACAAAAUGAGAUUGUUAAAUGAUGUCGUAGUAAUACUUUCUGUAUGAAAAAUAUACAAUAUAAUGCGGUGAAAUGUCUUUAAAUUCAACAGAAUACUUUAAAAAUACUGUUAAAUGCUUAAAUAAAACAUUUUAGGUUGUU